This is a messenger RNA of Trametes versicolor FP-101664 SS1, 579 nucleotides long. RefSeq lists its product as uncharacterized. NCBI's taxonomy places the organism in Eukaryota, Fungi, Basidiomycota, Agaricomycetes, Polyporales, Polyporaceae. The annotation marks the transcript as partial. The record is from RefSeq and is a predicted model, not a curated record. The transcript has a single exon.
AUGACUUCGAGAGUUCUUAACCGCCGUCAGGCACGGUGGUCGACGUUCCUUUCUGAAUUCAAUUUCGUUUUGGCCUACGCUCCUGGGAUCAAAAAUCCUGCGGAUGCGCCCUCGAGGUGUGCGGACUUCGCGCCUCGAGAGGGAGAUGAGACCCUCCAGGUCAACCGCAAAGUCCUACUGAUGCCUCAGCACACACAGGAACUUUUCGACGCUCCGUCCGCCGCAAUUCGAGUGGCUGCGUUGACUUCACUCGCAGUCGAUAACUCGGACUUUCUCGAGCGCUAUAAGGCCGCACUGCGUGAAGAUCAAGAAUGGCGGACCGCAAUCACCCGAAGCGACAAGAACUUCGCGGUGGAUGGCUCGCUGGUCUACCACGACGGUCUUCUCUAUGUCCCUCGUUCACUACGCGCUGAUAUUGUCUCGUCACGCCACGACGCCCCCACAGGUGGACACGCAGGUCGUGUGCGUACGCUUGCAAAGCUGCGUGCUGACUUCUCGUGGCCCGGAAUGGCGACCUACAUUCGCAGCUACGUUCGCACGUGCGACGUCUGCGGUAGGAUCAAAACUCCGCGUCACAAG